CACCAGAAGAUGGCGGCCACCAGGAAGCGGUGGGGGAUUGGGCGUUGGUGACAUUACAGUAGUGGCCGGUGUGGGAGACGGUGAAUGGGACACUUCUGCUCUCAGCGUGCGAGCGAGCGGAUGAGUGACGGCCCGAUGAGUGGUGUCGAAAGUGGCAGAGAGAGGUUCUCAUCCUCUGCUCUGCCCAGGUGGCUGCUGCUGUUCGCUGUGUCCUGCCUGGGGUUGCGGAUGGUGGCAGCGAUGGGGAAGGAAGAGAAACGCCAACUCAGGGAUCAAGUAUUGGAGAUGUUUGAUCAUGCAUAUCAAAAUUACAUGAAACACGCUUACCCAGCUGAUGAACUAAUGCCGCUGACAUGUCGUGGCCGUGUGCGUGGCUUGGAACCUAGUCGUGGUGACGUGGAUGAUGCACUUGGCAAAUUUUCUUUGACCUUAAUUGACACUCUGGAUACUCUUGCACUGCUGAAUCAAUUAGAAGAAUUUGAAGUUGCCGUGAAGAAGGUUAUAAAUGAUGUUCACUUGGAUAAUGAUGUUGUUGUCUCAGUCUUUGAGACUAAUAUUAGGGUGCUAGGAGGUUUGCUGGGAGGCCAUUCCAUGGCCACCUUAGUGAAAGAACAAAGUGAGCAGAUGCAGUGGUACAACGAUGACCUUCUCUUCAUGGCAAAGGAUCUUGGGUACAGGUUGCUGCCAGCAUUCAAUACUACCAGUGGGCUUCCUUACCCCAGAGUAAAUCUGAAACAUGGAUUAAGACGGCCGCAAGCCAGAACAGGCACAGAAACGGACACCUGUACCGCCUGUGCAGGGACCCUCAUCCUGGAGUUCGCAGCUCUGAGCAGACUUACUGGAGACCCUAUUUUUGAGCAACAUGCUCGCAAGGCCUUAGACUUUUUGUGGGAGAGAAGACAGCGCAACAGCAAUCUCGUGGGAACAACCAUCAACAUCCAUACAGGGGACUGGGUCCGCAGAGACAGUGGAGUUGGAGCUGGGAUUGAUUCUUAUUAUGAGUACCUCUUCAAAGCGUACAUUCUGCUUGGUGAUGAUGGAUAUUUGCAGAGAUUCAACACUCAUUAUGCAGCCAUCAUGAAGUACAUAAGCCAACCCCCUCUCCUGCUGGAUGUCCACAUACAUAAGCCGCUGCUAAAUUCACGAACGUGGAUGGAUGCCUUGUUGGCUUUCUUCCCAGGCCUCCAGGUAUUGAAAGGAGAUAUCCGUCCAGCUAUAGAAACUCAUGAGAUGUUGUAUCAAGUGACAAAAAAGCAUAACUUUCUACCAGAGGCUUUUACCACUGAUUUUAGGGUUCACUGGGCUCAACAUCCUCUCCGACCUGAAUUUGCUGAAAGUACCUAUUUCCUAUACAAGGCUACAGGAGAUAAAUAUUACUUGGAGGUGGGAAAGACGAUCAUUGAGAACCUGAAUAAAUAUGCUCGUGUACCAUGUGGCUUUGCAGCAAUGAAAGAUGUUCGUACAGGAAGCCAUGAAGACAGAAUGGAUUCCUUUUUCUUGGCUGAAAUGUUCAAAUAUCUGUACCUUCUCUUUGCGGAGAAAGAGGAUGUUCUCUUUGAUAUUGAGGAUUAUAUCUUCACAACUGAGGCCCAUUUGUUACCACUUUGGCUCUCUACGAAUUUCACCAAGAAACAAAAAAAUGAGGCAACAGCUUACUCAGAUUUGGAUGACAGCAACUUUGAUUGGUCGUGCCCUAAUACACAAGUUCUAUUCCCAAAUGAUCCUUCUUAUGCCAACAGCAUUCGUGAACCUUUUAAAAAUGUAGUGGAUAAAACUUGCCCAAAGGCCAACAUGAGACAGGACGUAGGUGGUGAUGGUCCUGGGGUCAGGUCACAUCUGAGGGCCAGAGACUUUAUGGCCAACAAUGCUGAACACCUCGAUUUGCUAAAGAAAAUGGGAGUCAGCCUAAUUCAUCUCAAGGAUGGCAGAGUCCAGCUGGUUCAACAUGCAAACCAGGCAGCAAGUGCACACGAUGCAGAGGACGGCCUGCGUUUCAUGCAGGAGAUGAUUGAAUUGUCCAGUCAGCAGCAGAAGGAGCAGCUGCCACCUCGAGCUGUCCAAAUCAUCUCCCCUCCAUUCCUUGGUCGAAUGGUACUCACAGCUGGACCAGCACAGUUUGGAAUAGAACUUUCCAAAAUCACCACUGGGGUACGAGGCUUUGUUGCAAAAUGUGAGCCCUACAAUGGCUGUUCGGAAGUAACAAAUCAUGAGUCGAUAAAGGGGAAAAUUGCCCUGAUGCAACGAGGUCAUUGUAUGUUUGCUGAGAAGGCACGGAAUGCGCAGAAGGCAGGGGCGAUAGGAGGCAUUGUUAUCGAUGACAAUGAAGGAAGCAGCAGUGACACAGCGCCGCUUUUCCAAAUGGCUGGUGAUGGAAAGAACACUGAUGAUGUUACAAUCUCAAUGCUUUUCCUCUUCAACAAGGAAGGAAAUAUCAUUCUUGAUGCUAUGCAGGAAUACCAGGAAGUGGAAGUGCUGCUCUCUGAUAAAGCGAAGGAUAGAGCCUCAUUUAUUAAAGAUCCGGGUAUGGAAGAAUCAGAGCGGAAUUCCGAAGUCUUGCAGUCCAGGGAGCCAAGCUCGGCCACUUAUGAAUGUCAGAGAGAAGCAGCACUGAACAUUAAAAUCCCAAGCGGUUGGAAAGCUGAUGAACCAGUGAAUGAUAACAGUGGUCAGUCAAUCAUGUCUGAUGCAAAGAUGCAACUACGUAACGAAAUUUUGGAUAUUUUGAGUGGUUCUGAUCAGAACCCAAGGAAAACUCCUACUGACACAUCCUCGGAUACUGUUGAUGGCAAAGACAAGGACAUGCAAAGGACAGGUUGUCAAGGGACCUUUGAAGAUGACCAGGAAUCUAGUGCUCAGUCUUCAGAUCAGGAAAAUGAAGAGACUGAUAAUGAGGUAGAGCAGGAGUCCAGUCCAAAUAUUAGUCAAGAGACAGAGGCUCGAACAAUAGAUUCCUUGUUAUCAGACUGGAAGGAAGAGAUAGACGCCUUUGAAAUGAUGGAUAAGGAUGAGCUAUGACCGCGGUCAUACAUUUGUACGAUGCGAUUUUCCUCCUUCCCCCCCCCAGGUGAACCGGGUGUAAUUGCGCCCAGAGACAUUCCCUGAACAACUGGAAGAAUGUGCCGAUCUGUCUCUUUGAUUUGUAUCAACCUUCAAAUGUGGAGAAGGGCCUACAAUUUACUGACCAUCUCUUCAACCUGUUUCAUCUAAAGAUGCCUCUCCGAUAAAUGGUUUUCCUGAAACAGCAAACCUCAGGCUGAGAGAAAUGUGCCAGGGUUGAGAGAACUUGCAUUGCAUUAUUUUCUACCUUUCCCUCCCUCAUCCAUUCACACGCACACUCUUUCACUGUUGCAAACUAAUCUUAUUGUAUUACUGCAGGUUUUAAAAACCACAACAUUCUGUAGCAUUCAUCCACUGUAUGAUUACAAGCUGACCGCCAAUCGCCAGAUUAAAACACACAGCUGCUUAAUUUAUUUUAAAAAUAUCUAUAAUUACUGAAAUAUGAUUUUAGCUCUUUUUUGCUUUUCAUCAGACAAAAUCAUUUUUGACAAAACUGCUUGCAGCAAUGAGAUUUAUUAUGAGGUGUUUUCAGCACUAUCUCAAAUGGGAUCCAGUGUUGUCAGACACUGGAACUUGUGGUUUAAAUAAUUUAAUAACUACAUACUAAUUUUUAUUUUGUUCUGUCCUGACUGACCAUAUCCCCCCAUGCCACUCCUAAACCUUUACAAGUUUGCUAUCUUCCAUUAAAUAUGUUGCAGGGAUAACAGCAUUCAAGCAAAUGAUAUGCAGCAUUCAAGCAAAUGAUAUGCAGCAUUCAAGCAAGUGACGACUGCCGGGGCACUGAUUUUGACCCUUUUGUGGAUAUCAGAUCUCUCAAAUCUUGUCCAUUUAGUAAAUAUUUCUGCCCGAUAGCUGUUAACUGAGUAACUGCCGCUGAAUCCAAGUUCAGUUACAGAUUUGAGAUCAGAUGACAGGGUUGAUCUUGUAAAAAGGUUAUGGUUAGCAGCAGCUCUACAUUAGUUAAUACUGUAAACAGGAAUCAUUUCUAGGAUCAUUUUGGAUGAAAGUUAUAACAGCAGUAUUUUUAUGUUUUAUAAAAAAAUUAAUUGAAUUGUGUAAGGCAUGGAGUACGCAAUGGAAUUUUAGACCAGUAGUUUGGGGAAGCCCAAUACUAGUGUAUAACAAAAAUUGCCUAAUGUUUGUGAACCAUUUCAGACGGUCACAACAUUAUGGAUUAGUGUGCAAUCUGCAGGAAUAUUUAUCUGUCAGAGACUUUCCUCUGUAAUUUUACCUGUUGAAUGUUUCCUCCUUUAAGCAUUAUUUUGUAGAUCCAUAGAAUUUUAAUCUGUUUUCCAAUCUGAUUUGAUGGAACUCCUUAAGUAUCAUUUAUCAUAUAGCCCUACCAUUCUAAUAGCUGUGGGAUGCGGUGCUGUGGAUUAGGUAGUUCAUUUGCACCACUUUAAAUGCCCUUCAUAGUGAUGCAACACUAUCCCAAAUCUAGAAACAAUUAAUUGCUGAACAUGUGUAAUUGUUCGAUUUGUGCUCCCAUUAAGUGCCUUGCGAUGUUUUACUGUCUUAAAGUCGAUAUAUACAUAGGUUUGCGUUAAAAUGACUAUAUAAAUAGAAGUUACUUGUUACUUGUUCUCUUACUAUGUUUUUGGAUAACAUAGUUUGGUCAAUAAGUGUUCAGUCUUGUGUGCUACUGAGUAGUGUCAUCUAGAUUCCAGUUGUGUUGCCGAAUCAGUUGAGUUCAGUUGCAAUAGUCCAGUUGAUUUCAUUGUCGCUAGUCCAGGGAGAAGAAGCAUCAGCCAGGAUGCUUCUUCCAUGUGGAAGUCCAUCAGGUUGGUAUUACUUGAGGAGAAUGUCUGCCUUGAUCCAUCAGGUACCUGGAUUGACUUUUUGUUUGACCAAAGGCACGCAGAUGUUCAAUGGUCAUUUGACUACCUGGCGCUGACUGGAUGCCAUUAGGAAAUAGUUAUUUGAUAAAGGGUUAGUAACUGGAGAGCACUUGCAGGGUGUAUCCCCACCAAGGUGUGAAGAGAGGAAAGAAAAUAUUGAUUUACUGUUUUAAAAAAAGGUUGUUUCCUGGAUCUAUUUUCACCUCUCUAACAAAUUAGUUUUACUGAUACAGAGUACACUGGUAUAUCCGUGUACUUCAGUGUACUCUACAACCUUUAUAAUCCUCUGCAAACAGUUACACUUUGGGGCAAUGAAAAUACAUUUGGUAGAAAAUCCUGAAAUGUUAGAGUUCACUUUUGAACUGCUACUCAUUUUUUCCAAACUCAAAGAAUGUUUGACAUUUUUAAAAGUUAGCAGUAUUUGGAGUUUAGUUCAAAAAUAUUGAAUGUAAUCUAUAUGGCAAACAUUGUUUUCUGAUGUUUAAUGUUGUUGCUUUGUCAUGUAGAGUACAUUAAGAUUUUUUGGGGAUAGGCAAUGUGCAUCAUUUAUGAACUGAGAUCUUAGCACAUGGCAAAAUAUGCACAUCUUUAUGAAUCAUUAAUAAGCCUAAUUCGCACACUAUCAGAGACAUUUUCGUUACUGUUCAGAUACUUGAUCACUCAAAACUUGUACUUUUGUCAGGGUGAAGAAAUGCUCCUGCAGUUCUCAAAGGAUAAGACUGCACAGGAUCAUUCUGAAAGCUGGGUUCUUGUUUCACAGAGUUGAAAAUCUCUAUGUUACUAUUUUUCAGUAUCAAAUGAUGGUGUCCAUAAACCACCAUUUGUGUAUAAUUUCAGUGUCUAAGAAUGCUGUAUAUUACUGUUCAUUAUUAUAUAACAUUAUGAUUGAUGUUGACACAUUUUGAAACCUGUUAAAUUUCAUAAUUCCACUAUAAUUUGGAGCAGGUAUCCUGCAGAUAUAGAGAGCUUUUGCGUAUAUGCUGUUGAAUGGUGGAGGUGUACACUUAGCUGUUACUUUGCUGACCCAAAUAUUGCAAUUAUUAGAAGAUUAUUAGAAAGUGAUUUUUUUUUUUUUUAAGUUAGCUAUUUCUGUACGGUCCAGAUUGAAUAACUCUAAGUGCAAUUGCAAUAAUUAAAUUGCUGAAUCAUUAACUGAAAAAAUUAGGAACUAAAAUGUAUUUAGUUUUAAUUGGAAGAGGAAGAUAAGUAAGCAAUUUUAUUGCCUUUGCAUUGCAACUUUUUGACUUUAUGGUGAAGCAAUAUGCCGAUAUGUUCCUGUGUUUUGUGCAUCAUGGGGAGCGUGCAACGGCUAUGAUAAUAUUUCAGAUGAUUUACCAUAUUAACUGAACAUUUACAAAGCAGUUCAAUGUUGACAUGUCCAUUCUCAACCAAAAGUUUCAAAGGGUGUAGGAUUGUUUUGCAGGCUUUUACAUGGCAUAUAUGAGCUCUAUUGAACUUUCAAACCAAAGAACUUAAUUAAUUAAAAGUUAAUUGCUGGUUUUAUAAAAAGCAGAAAAAUGCCAAAAGCCCCUUGGCAUGUCAGUCAACACCUUUAGAGAGGGGAAAGGAAAGCCACUAAUAUUUCAAGUCGAGCAGAGCUUUUCGUAAUAUCAACUGUUUCUGUCUCUCAACUAAUGCUGCUGAGCGUUUCCCAUAUUUUAUUUUGUAUUUGGAUUUACAGUGGCAGGUAUUUUAGUUAUUUAAUGCUGCAAUUGAUGAUAACGCUAUAGUUUGGCAAAGUGAACAUUAUCCGACAAAUCUACUGUCACUUAAGCUUGGCGACCACACUGUUUUAACAAGUGAUUUAAUAAAUAACCUAUGUCAAACAAUCAUUCAUUUGGAGCAUGUUUCCUGGAGAAAGUAUCUUGGUUUUACGGGGAGACAUUGCUUAAGUUUGUUCCUUAUUCUCUGUUUAGUGAGGACCUGCUGUUCAAUAGACUUAUUUUGUGUCAUAUGGUCUAUUCACCUCCAACUCAUUGGCUGAUGCUGUGUUGAAAAUAUGUAUUCAUGAGCUCAUUGAUUUUGAAGUCCAUUUGGUGGUGUUAGAUUUUUUUUUCCACAUCACCGUGGUUUAAAAUCACAUGAGAAAUGUCAGUUUCAUGUCAACAUUAAAAAUACGCAAACAAGGCAUUCAAAAUGUAAAACUUAUUUUUUUAAGAAAGGGGAAUUUAGUACAGUACUAAAAAAAAUAGAUGUAUUUUCUUUUCUGAGAGAUUUUAAUUUGAAUUGAAAUUAAAUUUAACUUUGGGACCUGUUCCUUCAUUAUGGUUGGGGCAUUCUGUGUUAAUCAGACUGUAGAAUUUGCACAGCGGAUGCUUGAGUCCAUGUCUUUCAAUAACAUAAGUUGGUUAUGCACCACAGGAAAACCCUGUAAAUAAAAUGGACAUCUGUAAAAUGUAAACUGUGAUGUAAAAGGAUCUGGUUAAUUUUGUAGAUAUGAUCAUUGUACAUAUUUCUGCAUUUGAUUACUGUGAUUAGUUCUGAUUGUAAAGAUUUAAUAAAUCAAUGUAAAUAUAAUAAA
Messenger RNA from Amblyraja radiata (thorny skate), 7416 nucleotides. It is a transcript of the gene edem3, whose product is annotated as ER degradation enhancer, mannosidase alpha-like 3. Gene Ontology annotation, biological process: endoplasmic reticulum mannose trimming; mannose trimming involved in glycoprotein ERAD pathway; carbohydrate metabolic process. Lineage: Eukaryota; Metazoa; Chordata; Chondrichthyes; Rajiformes; Rajidae. The record is from RefSeq and is a predicted model, not a curated record. The transcript has 21 exons. Gene Ontology annotation, molecular function: mannosyl-oligosaccharide 1,2-alpha-mannosidase activity; calcium ion binding. Gene Ontology annotation, cellular component: membrane; endoplasmic reticulum. The coding region runs from base 85 to 3015 and encodes 976 amino acids.